This is a messenger RNA of Ochlerotatus camptorhynchus, 1662 nucleotides long. RefSeq names its product matrix metalloproteinase-24-like. The transcript is spliced from 4 exons. Gene Ontology annotation, biological process: proteolysis; collagen catabolic process; extracellular matrix organization. Gene Ontology annotation, molecular function: zinc ion binding; metalloendopeptidase activity. Bases 40 to 1656 code for a protein of 538 amino acids. NCBI's taxonomy places the organism in Eukaryota, Metazoa, Arthropoda, Insecta, Diptera, Culicidae. The record is from RefSeq and is a predicted model, not a curated record. Gene Ontology annotation, cellular component: extracellular matrix.
AAGUUUCUGUUGUUUUUUUGCAGUUUGGUGAACCAAUCAAUGGCCUAUCUGGAUGCGGGGCAAGUUCGACGUGUGCUGCACGAAGCAUUGGAUCUUUGGGCUCAGAAUGCGAAUUUGACCUUUCGUGAGGUGUACAGCAACGAGGCAGACAUCCAAGUCUUGUUCGCGAGGCAAUUCCACGGCGAUGGCUACAAGUUUGACGGACCUGGUAAGAUCUUGGCUCAUGCGUUCUACCCCGGCACUGGCAUCGGAGGUGAUGCCCAUUUCGAUGAAGAGGAGACUUGGCUGCUGAAUGAACCACUGGGGACCGACGGUACUCGGUUAUUUGACGUGGCGGUUCAUGAAUUCGGUCAUUCACUAGGCCUGGGACACUCUUCGGUCAAGGAAGCCAUCAUGUUCCCGUGGCAUCAUAUCUCCUACCGUGGAAAAGACACCAUUCCAGAGGACGACCGCCUUGGUAUUCAAGGCAUCUACGGUCCCAAAAAGAAAACUUACGGUCGCAACCCGGAACGACACACUCCCACAACCUCAUCCACUACGACAACCACAACCCCGGCACCGCCACGUCGACCACCUACCCAGCGAUACUAUCCCCGCAAAGAUCACAACGGUCACCCGUGGGAAGGCUUAGAUCCCAAAUACCCGACCUACCCGAAAAGAACCACCACCACAAGCACGACAACGGAGAUCCCACGACGCCGUGCCUACUAUCCGGACAAACCCCGCGGUGUCGGAACCACCUAUCCCACGCGUCGCCCGUACCAGGAACAGCCCUAUCCUCGGGAGCCGGACACGGAACGCCCCACGCACAUUCCAACUCCAACCAAGGUACAUCACCACCAUCAUCAUCACCAUCACACACAUUAUCCGGUCACGAGACCAACUCUGCCACCGACCCCCGAGCCAUGCGACUCCAAUUACGAUGCCAUCACCAUCAUCCGGAACGAACUUUUCAUCUUCAAGGAUCGCUACCUGUGGCGAAUCUUCGAAGACGACGUCCGAAACCGACCACCAAUCGAGAUCGAUCGAAUGUUCAUCGGGCUACCGAAGAACUUUGAGCGAAUCGAUACCGUGUACGAGAACAAGCACCAUAAGAUUGUGUUCUUCAUUGGUAAACACUACUACGUGUUUAACUCACGAGAAUUGGAACCGGGUUAUCCGAAGCCACUGACCCACCUGGGACUACCGGAAAGCAUCGAGCGAAUCGACGCCGCUUUGGUGUGGAGCUACAACAACCGAACGUACCUGUACAGCGGCCGACUGUAUUGGAGAUUCGACGAAGACGCCAACCACGUCGAACUGGACUACCCGCGGGACAUGUCGAUGUGGAAGGGCAUCGGCUACAACAUCAAUUCAGCCUUCCAGAACCGGGAUGGCAAGACGUACUUCUUCAAGGGCAAAGGCUACUGGCGUUUUGACGAUCUGCGGAUGAGUGUGACUCAUUUGGACCCGCACCCGUCGGCCGAGCGAUGGAUGAAAUGUAAACAGGAACCGAAACAGAAGGAACCCAUCAUACACAUCACCACCGAGGAUCAACGGGAGAUCAUCAUCAGCGGGUCUGACGGCUCCGGUAGAAGGUGGACCGUCGGAAACGCGCUAGUGCUGGGAGCAGUUGUGUUAGUUAGUUUAAAAAUUACCAUUAUGAGAAUCCAUUAGAAUAAG